Molecule: messenger RNA, 2820 nt
Organism: Melozone crissalis (California towhee)
Lineage: Eukaryota; Metazoa; Chordata; Aves; Passeriformes; Passerellidae
Gene: TAGAP
Product: T cell activation RhoGTPase activating protein
Exons: 12
Coding region: 236-2320 (694 amino acids)
Biological process (GO): regulation of Rho protein signal transduction; signal transduction
Molecular function (GO): GTPase activator activity
Source: RefSeq, a predicted model, not a curated record
GGGGCCGCGGGCGGGCGGCGGCAGCGGGGACCCCGCGCCCGAGGCGCCCCUCAAGCCUGUUCCUUCCCGCCGGUGUUCAGCGCCAUCGCUCUUAUUCAGCAAAGGUCUGAGCAAGCCAUGGCUGCCUUCAGCCAGUUCACAGGAGGUGAAGGAGCUCUGGCUGGAUUCACUUCUUGGGCAAACAAAAGGACUGAAGGAAACCAGACUGUCCAGAGCUCCUCCAAUCAAACUCCUAAUGAAAGUGUUAAGCAGCUGUAAUACUUCAAAGACACUCAAUGCUGGGAACAUGGAGAGUCUGAUUGAGUGCCAGACAGAGGCUGAUGCCAAGAAAUGUCCUCUGUCAGUCCCAGCAGAUACUGAAGACAGACUCUGCCUCUCCAACGCAGAUGGAACAAAGAAAAGAAAGAAGGUGAUAUCACAGUCAUUUACUCUGAGACAAAGCCUUACCAAAAGAAAUUCCUCAGGACAGCUAGACUUGGGUGGCAAAAUCCCUCUGUUUGGCCAUCCUCUGGCACAUAUCUGUGGGGAAGAUGACACACUGCCCCAGCCAGUCCAGGAUCUCCUAGCCAUAUUAUAUAUGAAAGGACCUUCUACUGAAGGGAUAUUCAGAAAAACUGCCAAUGAGAAAGCACGAAAGGAGUUGAAGGAGGACCUAAACAAAGGCGGGAAUGUUGAUCUGAAAAGCAAAUCUGUGCACCUGCUGGCAGUGGUUUUGAAGGACUUUCUCCGAAAUAUUCCCUCCAAACUCCUAUCAGCUGACCUCUAUGAGAAAUGGAUGCAAGCUCUAGAGAAGCCAAGCAAGCAAGAAAAAAUUGAGGAAUUGAAAGAGGUGGCUGACAAGCUGCCGAGACCAAACCUCGUCUUGCUCAAGCUCUUGCUCUCUCUGCUCCACCACAUCAGCCAAAAUGCUGAGAGCAACAGGAUGGACUCCAGCAACCUGGCCAUCUGCAUUGGCCCAAAUCUGCUGAGCCCAGGCACGGACAGCACGCUCCCGCUGGAAGUGCAGAAGGAGAUGAACGACAAGGUGACAGUGCUGGUGGAGUUCCUCAUAAACAACUGCAUGGAAAUAUUUGAGGGGGACAUUGCCUUCCCUGCCUGUGCCUUGGCUGAGGAGUCACCAGAGCACACAGACAGCUCCACAGAACAACUCUGUGCAGCUCAUCAGAAUGACUCUGCCUAUGACAGCCCAGAUCCUGAAGCAGAAGGCAGCCCCUGUACCCCUGAAAUGGAGCAGGCCAAAGGGAGGAGUGCUGCUGUGAGCAGAAGAUAUCCAACAAAUAUCUCUGCCCCUUCCCUGACUAAUUUCAGAAAUGACAUCAGCACAAUGGACAGGAGGUACUCAGAGUCAGACCUGUCCUUCCAGAACUGCCUUGAUGACACAAUAAGGAAACAAAGGCUAAACAAAAGUGAGGACAAUUUUCCAGUUCAGCAGAAACUGCUAUGGAUGGAGGCACUGGAGGAACGUCUUGCAGGCUUACCUUCACAAUUAUCAACUGAGUCUCUACCCAAAACAUCCUCCAGUUGCUCCCUGGAGAGCUCUGAUGGCUCAGUUUUCACCAGCUCCCCCAUAGUUUCGCCCUCUAGUCCCAAAAAAACCUUUUUAAAUAGGCCUCAGUCCUUUUCCACCAAGGCCACUGAAGACGGCAGUACACCUAGCAGAGAGAUCAAAAAGCAUUCCAUGUCAUUCUCUUUUGCAAACCGCAGGAAAACACUAAUAAAAACCCAGAGUUGGGGGCCUGGAAAACCCAUGUUUUUUCAGAGGGACAGUUUCACAAAGAAAGAAGAUCAGUUCUGCUGUAGAAUUGUCCAGGAGGGCAGCUGUAAUGAUGACAAGCAAUCGCCUGUGGAAUAUCAGCAAAGGCCCCGUCUCAGGUCGGUUGAUGAAGUGUUCAGAGAGGUAGACCAGAAAAACCCUAGAAGACCACCCUCUUAUGAAGAGGCUGUUAAAAACUGCCUGGCUGCUAAAGUUCCCUCCCAAAAUCUCACGGUUCAGACUCUGAGAUUAGCAGCGUCAAACCAGGACAUUUUGCUGCCUUAUCCAUGCAGCCACAGUGCACAGGACACAGCACAUAUGGAUCUGAGGGAUCUACGCAGUGCCAGAAUUUCUGCAACAAAGGAUUCUGACCUGGAAACUGAAACCUUCAGCAUCACUGUAGGAGUAAACUCCCGUGUAAAUUUACCUGUGACCCCAGGAGUCUACCGGAUGAGAGCCAUGUCUGAGUCCUGUCAAAAGAACAAACUCGAAUAUGUGGCUCGGAGGUGCAGCCAGCCAGUUUUUGAGGUAGAGCAGAUCCAGUAUGCUAAGGAGUCCUAUGUAUAAAAAGCCUGUCCUUCCUCUUUGCACUGUACAAAUAUUGUAAAAAUAGACAUCUUGCUAAUCAUUUGUAGGAUUUUACUUUCAAGAGACAAAGAAUAAGCUAGCUCUGCAUAAACUUUUUUUUCUGAAGUGUCAGUCAGCUUGACAUGUUACAUCCUUUCACCACAAGAGUUGUUGCUGGUGAAGACCUGUGUAUCAUUAUGUAAAAAUAUAAGUUAGUAUGCUGUACAUAACCUGUUGUGUGGGAAGAGUAGUUAGCAGAUGAUAAACAGUGUUGUGUUUGUUUUCCUCAAAUGACAAUUACAAGGUUGGCAGGUCCAGAACCUGUCUCACCUUCUUCUUGUUUUCUGUAUGGUCACAGACCCUGUACCAUUUUCCAUGUGUAUGUUGCCAGGCUGAUGCAGUGCUCUGCUGAUUUUUUGCAUUAAAUGUGGGUUGGCAGUUACCUUAAUGGGGGAAGAGCUAUUCUGUCAUCUAGGUCACUUCAGCACUCUUCCAUAAAC